This is a messenger RNA of [Torrubiella] hemipterigena, 1455 nucleotides long. NCBI's taxonomy places the organism in Eukaryota, Fungi, Ascomycota, Sordariomycetes, Hypocreales, Clavicipitaceae. The record is from the annotation of a GenBank genome assembly.
GGUUGAUUGGCCGUUAUCGGAAUAUUUCUAUCCUUUAGGCCGGUGUAGCGCCACAGAAAGACGGAUGAAAGGGUCAGGUGCAUGAAAAGGAAAAAUAAAAAUAAAAAUAAAAUAAAAUCACCAAUUCUUAAACACGGGAUGAGCAACGCAAAGUAACGGAGAAUACAGCGUCUAAUCAGUGCGGAUACGCUGCUUGGCUGGCUGGGCGGCGGGUGUCCCCUGGCUCCGCCGCAACGGACAAGGUUCGUAUUCUACACUACAACCCGAGCAUAGCCCUGUAAAUCAUAUAGAUCUCCUUCCCGUCUUGCAUAUCACAUCUUACAUUUCUCCAUCAUCACUACUCAACAAUUACCAAUGGAAACGCAUCUUUCUCCCGCCGCGUGACUCACGUCGGCCAACAGCUUCCCCACUUCCCCAAUCCCCAAUUAAUGCUGACGCUAGUGAGCUUGACGAUGUCUAUAAAGUCGACGACAAUACAUCGAAGCAGAGUCGAUGCCAAUUCAACUCCAGCAACAUAAACAACCUCCAGCAACAUAAACGACACCAGCUAAAACCAUGAGCUUCAGCAUCGUCCCCGUCACCGUCGACGAUGUCACCGUCCUCGCCAAAAUCUCCGGCUCCGCUAUGGAAAAGGACCGCCAAACAGAAAUGAAGGCCCUCGCCGAAGACCCAUUCGACAUGGAAGCAUACACGCUCGAGUCCCUGCCGGGCCUGCUCCUCCACCCCCGCGUCGCUAUUGUCAAGGCUGUCGAUUACGAGACGGGCGAAGUCAUGGGAAUGUGCCAAUGGGGUUUCCGUGGCUUCGCGCCCAACGAGAUGCCUGUGCUAGAGGGCCAGCCGAAAAGGGUGGACGAUGCAAAGAAGCCAGCCGAGGCGGAUGCUCCAGAAGAUGCUCCCAGGGAGGAAACCACCGCAGAAGCAGAAGAAAAGACUAAAUCUGAGCCGGAACCCACAAAGCAGGGCAAAGAUAAAGUCAAGGACCUCGUGGCACUCACCGACGCCGACCUGGACGCAUGGAUGGAGGAGCAAAUGCCCGAAGGCACUCGCUGUCUCUACAUCGUUGGUCUGACCGUCUCGCCCAAGUUCCAAGGCCGCGGCGUCGGUUCUGCGCUGCUCAAAUGGGGUACAUCCGUCUGCGACGCGAAUGGCGUCUUUGCAUGGGUACAUUCGAGCAUGGGCGCAUGGCAGAUGUACCAAAAGAGCGGCUUUGAGGUUGUGCGCACACUUGACGUGGACUUGGAUGUGUAUGCGCCGUGUCCGCCACCAGGAGAGGGCGAGGGGGCCAAGUGGGGAAUAUAUACAUUUUACUAUAUGAAGUAUCUGCCCAAGAAGGUGGACUAGAAUACGCUUUAAAGACAGUAUAUAGCGAGUGGUGUGUAAGAUGAGAGGGCGUUGUAUAUAGCAACUACUAGGUCGCCUAUGAUGAGAAUAUCAAGCGGUUCAGUUUACGCAUAA